UGAGUAUUUCGCUUCGCAGAGAAGAACGUUUUGACUGCAGUUAUGGCAAGAACAAAGCAGACCGCUCGUAAAUCCACCGGAGGCAAAGCGCCCAGGAAGCAGCUCGCUACUAAAGCUGCCCGUAAGAGCGCCCCAGCCACCGGCGGUGUGAAGAAGCCUCAUCGUUACAGGCCCGGUACCGUAGCGCUGAGAGAAAUCCGCCGCUAUCAGAAGUCUACUGAGCUGUUGAUCCGUAAGCUGCCAUUUCAGCGUCUAGUGAGAGAGAUCGCCCAGGACUUCAAGACUGAUCUGCGCUUCCAGAGUUCCGCCGUCAUGGCCCUGCAGGAGUCCAGCGAAGCUUAUUUGGUCGGCCUGUUUGAGGACACCAACCUGUGUGCCAUCCACGCCAAGAGGGUCACCAUUAUGCCUAAAGACAUCCAACUGGCUCGCCGCAUUCGGGGAGAGCGUGCUUAAACUCAGUGCUUUACCAUAAACCCUAAAGGCUCUUUUAAGAGCCACCACAAUUCCACUGAAUGAGAAAUUUCCGAUUUUUAUUUAAUCACAUACAUGUUAAUGUGUAUAUUCAACUACGUCAUUUAUUAGAUUUAUGAUUUCUUAUUUUUAACUUUUAAAGUAACGUGGGGUGGUGAACGGUUUUAAAUAGUAUUUUUUAUUAUUCGUGAGUGUGGCAAUGGGUUGCUUUUUCAACAAGCAAAUGUAAGUUAGUUUGCAGAUUUGAACGUCUUGAUCAGUAUAUAAUGACAGAAGCACAGCAGACCAUUUUAAACUAAGCACUUGAAAAAAUGACUGUAAUGUCUAUUUAAU
Molecule: messenger RNA, 804 nt
Organism: Misgurnus anguillicaudatus (oriental weatherfish)
Lineage: Eukaryota; Metazoa; Chordata; Actinopteri; Cypriniformes; Cobitidae
Product: histone H3
Cellular component (GO): nucleosome
Molecular function (GO): structural constituent of chromatin; protein heterodimerization activity; DNA binding
Source: RefSeq, a predicted model, not a curated record